Messenger RNA from Oncorhynchus masou masou (cherry salmon), 2045 nucleotides. RefSeq names its product complement C1q tumor necrosis factor-related protein 5-like. The transcript has 4 exons. Gene Ontology annotation, molecular function: protein binding. Bases 620 to 1390 code for a protein of 256 amino acids. NCBI's taxonomy places the organism in Eukaryota, Metazoa, Chordata, Actinopteri, Salmoniformes, Salmonidae. The record is from RefSeq and is a predicted model, not a curated record.
AUCCUCGCUGCACCUCCUUUUUCCCACUCCCUCGCUUUCCUGAUUUCUCAACAUCUCUCUUGUUCUGAUCCUGAUCUUAUUGUUUGACUUAUUGACAACUUAUUUUCCUCUUUAUUAUUUGUGCUGGGGAGACUUCAAAUAUUUCCCUCCUACUCUCACUAUAUUUUCCUCUCUGUCUCACACCCUCCCUCUUUCUAAUUUGCUUUCAUUGCCGUGUCCUUCCCAGGCUGAGAGUUCUCCUCUUUUCCCAGGCUCUUUGGCUGAAAGCAGCAAAGAUAACUUUGACUGUUUUCACUUCAGCACAAGGCAAAGACUGCUGCUCCUAAGGACUUUUGGACGUUGACUGAAUGCUGACACAGCUUUCGGCUAGUUUCUCCACAGGCCAGCCCUCUCUGCUCUGCACGGGUCUUUAAAUGCUGCCAUAAAGAAUACAGCAGCUGAGGCCGAAAUAUAUACUACUGACUCACGAAGGUGGCAGUGAGCUGAAAAUAACCUGGAAGACAUUGAGGAUUUCAUCUUUUAUCAAAGGUCUUUUCUGGCCUUAAAGUAAUAUUUGCUCGUAGUGAGCACACUACACUCUGGAAGUCCUUAUUCGACGAUUGUUCUAUGUAGCACUGAAAUGAAAUCACUCUGGCUAUGGCCCCUCCUCCUCCUCCUCCUCCCCGUUCUACUGGUCAACUUCUCCAACCAAUUAGAAGACAACAAGAUACCGCCCAGUCUGUGUACGGGACACCCAGGUAUCCCAGGCACCCCUGGGUUGCACGGAGGUGCUGGCCAACCAGGAAGAGAUGGGAGGGACGGGCGUGAUUCUGCCCCUGGGGAGAAGGGAGAGAAGGGAGUCGGGGGAGAGCCAGGUGACACAGGCUUUAGGGGCCUCACUGGAGACCAGGGGAACCCUGGAGAUAAAGGAGACAGGGGGCAGUCGGGGGAGUGCGCCAUCGCUCCCAAAUCAGCCUUCAGCGCCAAGUUGUCCGAGGGCCGCACCAAGCCUGUGGCGGCGGAAGACGCUGUGCGCUUUGACAAGGUAAUACUCAACGAGCAGGGCGACUACGACAUGGAAACAGGACGCUUCACCUGCAAAGUGCCCGGCGUCUACUACUUUGCGGUCCACGCCACCGUCUACCGGGCCAGCCUGCAGUUUGACCUGAUGAAAAACGGUCACACGAUGGCGUCGUAUUUCCAGUUCUAUGGGAACUGGCCCAAGCCAGCGUCUUUGUCCGGGGGCUCGCUGCUGCACCUCAUCCCGGGUGACCAGGUGUGGGUACAGAUGGCAUUGGGAGAGUACAGUGGUUUCUACACCAGCUCUAAGACUGACAGCACCUUCACUGGCUUCUUGGUGUACUCAGACUGGAAAAACUCUGCUGUCUUCGCCAAGGGCGAAGGGGUAUAGACAUGGGGGGGACCAAGUUUAGUAUGGGGGCUGGGGGUCCUGCCUCAGAAAAUAUCUGAACAUUUUAAACACAUUUACUGCCAUUCUACAUGAUUCGUGGCUUCUUUAGAAGGAAACUCUGGUCUUUGCAUAAACACAUUAAGCAGUAGACUAUGGCACAUACCAUACUGAUGAGUUGUGAUGAUGAAUCAGGUGAACUGUCGUGCUUUCAGCUGUGCUUCGGGUUAGCCAUUUGACUGCUGCUGUGCGAUGGUGAAUCGUUUUAACAGACGACCUGACGAUGGCCCUACACAGUUUUUGAUCUACAUGCAUCAUUGUUUUUUUGCCUUUACAAACAAGGACAUGGGUUUAAAUGAGACAUGUUGGCUCCUGCAGUUUGUAGGAAUUAGCAACAUAAGAAGGUUAUAUAUCCAGUUUAGUGGUGGAGAGGUAAAGAGGAUUCAAGAAGGCAUCAUACAGGUAUGUGAGCUGUUUAGGACUUCCAACUGUGACAUCGCUGACUGAUGUCAUGGUACUUAGACAGUAUUUUGUGGAAGAAGAAAAAAAGAGUUGUAAAGUAUUCAAACGGAAGCCCUAAAAUAGGCUUUUCACAAUCUUUUAACGUCUCUGUCUGUGCAGCCCUCAGUUAUGUCACCAAUAAAAAUGUCAACUCUCA